Messenger RNA from Neurospora tetraspora, 1577 nucleotides. RefSeq names its product Per1-like-domain-containing protein. The transcript has 4 exons. The record is from RefSeq and is a predicted model, not a curated record. Gene Ontology annotation, biological process: GPI anchor biosynthetic process. Gene Ontology annotation, cellular component: endoplasmic reticulum membrane. NCBI's taxonomy places the organism in Eukaryota, Fungi, Ascomycota, Sordariomycetes, Sordariales, Sordariaceae. Gene Ontology annotation, molecular function: hydrolase activity, acting on ester bonds. The coding region runs from base 333 to 1385 and encodes 350 amino acids.
CAACGCCAACCGAGGCAUCCGAAUUGCGACCUCUAGCUCAACAUCUUCAAUUCAGCACUGCAGGUUAUCAGCUACGGUUUACCUUGGGCGCAAUCGAAGCUCCCAACCGUCGCUAGCUAGCUAGACUCGAUAUUCGGUCUGACGAAACACCCAGAGACCCCGAGCCUGAGCUAUCGAGCGAUCGAACCACCAAGCUACCACCUCACCUGCACCGCGCCGAACCACCACACGCGUCUCCCUCUCGUCCUCCAAGCUCCUCUGAGCUCCCACCCAGCACUCGAAGCCAAGUCGCAAACACCAUCAUACCAAUUCCGACAUUCAAUGCCCACACAAUGAAGUUCAACGUCGCGUCCAGACGGGGCGGAGCUCCCAGCUCUCCCAACUCUCCCAGCUUCCUGUCGAUACAGCAAUUGCUUCUCCUCGGCCUCGUCGCGCUAGCUACACCCGUCGCGGCGUCCAUUGGCGAUCGACUACCUGAGUUUCAGGAGUGUAUUAGGGUCUGCGAACGCGAAAACUGCGGUCCGGACGCUGAGCAUCAAACGCCCAUCCCCCUCCACCGCCGCCUCCUCCUCUGGUCCUGCCCCUCCGAAUGCGACUACACCUGCCAACACCUCAUCACCACCACCCGGCUCUCCCAAGUCCCCCCACCGGCUCCCCACCCAGUCGUCCAAUACCACGGUAAAUGGCCCUUCACACGCUUCCUCGGCAUGCAAGAACCCUUCUCCGUUCUUUUUUCCCUCGGCAACCUCUGGGCGCACUACGACGGCCUCUACAACAAAAUCCUCCCUUCCAUCCCGGCUUCCUACCCGCUUCGCAAAUGGUACAUCUGGCUCGCCUACGUGGGCAUGGCGUCGUGGUUUUUCUCUGCUGUUUUCCACACGCGAGAUUUUCCCGUUACUGAACAACUCGAUUACUUCGCGGCGGGCGCCAACGUUUUGUACGGGUUAUAUUACUCAGCCGUGCGAAUCUUCAGGCUGGAUAAGGACACGCCGCGCCGACAGAGCUUGUUGAGGCUUUGGACGGCGCUUUGUAUCCUGCUUUAUGUGGCGCAUGUCACGUACCUGAAGAUGUGGACGUGGGAUUACACGUAUAACAUGGCGGCCAACGUGGCGGUGGGGGCGGUGCAGAAUCUGCUGUGGAGUUGGUAUUCUUGGACCAGAUAUAGGGAGCAGAAGAAGGGGUGGGCGGCGUGGCCGGGUAUUGUGGUGGCGUGGGUGUUGGUGGCCAUGAGUUUGGAGUUGUUGGAUUUCCCGCCGCUUUGGGGGAGUGUGGAUGCGCAUAGUUUGUGGCAUGCGGGCACGAUUGUGCCGACGGUUAUUUGGUACAAUUUCUUGGUUAGAGACGCGCAGGACGAUAUGGCGAGGAGCGAGAGGCUCAAGUCUUAGGGGGUGUUUUGAGAAGUUGAUGAUGUACGACAUGUUAGAGGGCUGACAGAAUGGAAUAGAUAACAUGUUUUUUUACGCUAUAUCCAGAGGAUUGAUACAGGAAACGCUGACGAGCACGACCAUGUUAUGUUUUAAGACACACCAAUACCCAAUACCAUAAACCUCCUCCCGAACAUCUAAGAGCUUCCUUCC